AUGAAGGAGCUUUUUACAGGUGUUGAAUCAAACGAGGUAAAGGUCAGGCGGCUCAAAAUGUACAUGGAAAGUGGAGGGUUCCUUGAGAUACUUUUCUCUCCGCAAGAAUUUCUCGAGCCAUUGGUUUUGUUUGCUACGCAGGUACUCAACAGCAUAGAACCUGAGAAGAAGUCAUCAUUUAUGUCCGGAGGAAAUGAGAUGAGGUAUACUCUUCUUAGACUUCUGAACAAAUUUUCUUUGAAGGACAUUCGGAGUAUGGGGUUGGUACAUGCCCUUCACAAUGUACUUCGAAACGACAACCUCCCAAAUGCGAUUCUGUCGUUGAAGGCGCUAGGCUCCUUGAGCAGGUCAGGGGUUAUCACCGGAGAUCUGAUAGAUGUGCACAUAGGGGUGCUUUUAGGAACUGUUCACGAUCUCUUUGCUAAUAUGGAAAAUGGAGACGAAAGCCUUACGGAGAUAUCACUGUUUACCCUUACUGAGAUAUUGACACAUGCCAGGGCUUUUUUCCAUGGCCUAGAGUAUCAUGCCACCAAGAUCGAUCAAUUUCUGGCCCGUGUGUAUGGGUACGUUAGGAGGGUUUUUGAGAACAGAAGAUUUAUGGAUGGGAUAGUACACAAAAGGAUGUUUUCAAUAAGCAUGUGCUCUGGAAUCUGUAGCCUCCUCAAGCUGACAUAUGAGCAGCUCCCCAUCGUGUCGAAAUCUGGACCCUACCAUAUGCUUGCCUCCGAGGCUGCAUUUGCUGGGAUGUACUACUGUCCCUCUGAGAUCUUGGAUCUUAGAAAGGAGAUAUACAUCUUGUUUACCAAAAUGUGUGUGGGAAACAAGGAUAUGGUUCUUCCCAUGAUGGAUAAAAUAUAUAUGGUUCCGUUUCUGUUCUCACCAGAUGCAUUGCCCAUGAACACUAAAGGAGUUAGAAUGCUGAACGACAUGCUUGGAUAUGUGAAAGAGGGUCUUAGCAAGGCGGCGUACAUGGAGUUUGGAUCGAGAGUGUCUAAUGUUCUUUUUUUCUCUUGUUCCUUAAUCAAGAAGCUAUCUAAAGAAGUUUCAGAAGGCAGUGAUAUGGGGCUAUUGGGAGGGGGGAAUGUGGAGGACAUAAUUGAGCAGCACAUUGAAGCUCUAUGUGUUUGUCUAGAGGCUGUAGAGAAUAUAUGCAAAUACUUUGGAAACAAGGCCGGGGAUGUGACGGAACUUUAUGAGGUUUAUCUCAGGAGUUUUUACGACAUGAAAGACGGGUUUGAAGGAAUUAAAGGACUGGCAGGAUUGGUGUCUUCUGACAAAAAGGAGGAACUUAAGAAGGCUAUGGCAAGAUUCAUCUGUGGAUUUAGAGAGCUGACCGGACGAAUUGGAAUUCUUGAGAAAUCUGGAAAUACAAUUAUUUUCUCUGUACCUGAGAUCCAUAUACUCUAUGAGAUGUUUGAGGAUUCUUUCGACGUAUUUUCUCAUGAAUUCUUAUGCCAGGAGCAAAGGAUCGAAGGGUUCUUCUCUGUGCUGACACUUAUUAGGGAGAACAUUGCUAUUGACAUAAUCAAGUGCUGUUCGGAAAGAAUUCUGGAGUAUAGUAAAAAGAACAAAGAGUUUUUUGGAAUAUGGAAGCUGGCCAGCAGUUCUGCAGUUUUAGGAAAUACACUCAGUAUGUACAUGCUCCCCCGGCUUGUUGAUGAGCUUAACGGCGGAGACUUUGACUUUGUCAAAAGGGCAAUGAAAUACAUUGUCCCGUUCUUUGGAAAUGACAUAAAGAAGAUAAAACGAGUAAAUACGUUCUUCAUGCACAGAAUAAUUUCUACGCUGAUGACUGCUAAUCCCAAGAACAUACUGCAUUUCGAGGUUCUACUGGAGGUUUUCAAUAUUUUUGGGUCGAUGGCAGAGAAGAGUAGUUUCUUUCAGAAAUACAUCUUUGACAAUUUUCCAAGAAUAGUCGAGCAUCUUAUGAGGCUCUAUGAGAAUCAAGGCAGGGACAUAUUCAUAGAGAUGAUAUUUGCAUUACCAAUAAGUAUCAACCUGCUUGAGUCGGACAUUCAGUUUCUCAUAAGACCCAUUGAAAAGGCAUUGAUGCUGAACAAGGCAAUAAAAGUCAGGGCACUAUCGAUCCUUGUAUACGUUAUUGAUUUUUCGACUCCAGAAAAGAUUACAGGGCUCGAGAGAACAUGGAAAAGCAUAUUGAAGAGCGUUGUGCGAGAUCUUAAGGAUAAAACUGUAUCAUAUUUAUGCUCGAGAAUAUUAGGGAAGCUCAAGACCUAUCACAAGAUAUUUACUAGAGACUACGAAGGGUUUAAAGAGACAAAUGAGGAUUUGCAGCUCAUAAGGCUUGUUAUAGAUGGAAAGCAUGGGGUUCCUGCACAUCUUUUGUUUUUCGAUGCAGUGCAGAAAAUAAGAGGGGCCUUCGAACCAUCUGAAGACGAUUUUGGAUCUGAGAGGUUUCUUAUCAGGUUUAGGAAAAUAGGUCCCAGGAGUAAUGAGGAGGAAGCCAGGGAUGCAGCAUUCAGACUUAUAACAAAUGUGAUGUAUCAUCUUAUGGGAUGGGGAUUCUUUAAGAAGGAUUUGGUCGUGAAAUGCUAUACCGGGCUUCUUGACGAAAUGAAGGAGGUAAGAAAUGUGCCUGAUGCAUUGGAUUGCGUGUACUCCAUUCACGGGAUCAUUUCAUCUUUGUGUGAUAGAAAGUGCUCGGAUAGUCAGCAUCUGGCUCAAUACAUAUACGACGGGAUUCUUGCACUCUUCAGCUGUCAUGGAACUCCUUUUGAAAAGAAGGCUCAAGAGCUUCUUCAUUCGAUCUUUGGAACUGUGUUGCUUAUCAGGAUAUUUUCAUUCCAUGGGUUUAAAAGCAAAAGCUUCAGAGUUCUUCUCAACACGGACACGUUUUUGGAUGCACUCAUUGAAUCAUUUUCUGAUGUUGAGAACCCGAUGCCGUUCAAGAUUCUUUCCAUCAUGUUUGCUCAAAUGUAUGAGCUCCUUGGAAACAAGUCUGAAUACUUCUGCAUCGAGAUGUAUGGAAGUAUUUUUUCAAGGUUCAAGUUGAUGUGCAGAUCGUCCGGUAAAAAGUGUAGGGAUUCCGGGAUCAAUGGGAUGUUAUGUCUUGCAGCGACCAUGCCUACUAGGGAGCUUGUGAUGCUUCGGAUCCCCGAGGACUCGUUUUCGCAUACAUACCUGUAUCUUCUUCCUCGAGGAUCCGAAGACUUUUCUCUUCCACUCAAGCUUGUCAUCUUCAUUUUGAGAUUCAGGUACAGAGGGAUCAGAAACUAUUUGCUUUCUGAGGGAACUGAGAGAUACUUUAUGACAUCGCACUUCAGACCAUUUGUGGCCGGGCUUUUUGAUAACAGGAAGGACGUUGCAGAGUUUUCCAAGGCUGUGCUUCGAGAGGUAUUCCAGAGCUAUGGACCCCAGCUUCUGGAGAAGCAUAAAGACAUAGUAUUUGGGUUUUUUAAGAAGGAGUAUGUGAUUGAAAGUAGGGCUAUGAUGAUAAUGCAUUUGAAAGCAUUUGUAUUCUGUGUACAGGAGGGAAAAUGCCCGUUUGAUGAUUGUGAGAUGAAAUAUAUUGUUGAGAAGUUCUUGGACAGUAUUGCAAGCAACAGUGAAUGGAAGGGAACAGAAGGAAUUCAUAUGAACUUUGAUUGCCGAGAAAGAAACGAAAAGAUGGAUGGAGAGAAGUUGUGUGGAUGUGGCAUGAAGCCAAUGGAAAGUGAAGAAGACAUAGGGGUUGUUCUAGGAGGUGUUUACAAGAAGUUAUCAGAACUAUCUAUGAGAGACUUAAUGGAGAUUGCCCUGAAGAAUACAAUGGAUGUGUUCUGUGGAAACUGCAAGAGGGAGGCAUAUAGGCAUAGGGAAGUGCAUUCUCUACGGUUCAAUAAUGAAGCAGAAGAGCUGAUGCAUUGGAUAAGGGAGUUCUACCUGCUUGUUAUUAAACAUAGGAAGUCCUUUGAGGAGAUAAGGAUGGGGGGUCUAUAUCUGUUAAGAUAUAUUUCGGAUGACACCACGGAUUAUCUUCGAGCGGCAUACGAUGCCAAACCUCAGGAGACAGAAAGUGUGAUAACCUCAGAGGUUGAGAGGUGCUUAUCUGAGAAAGUUGAUUACAAGGUACUUAAUAUGCUGCAGUGUGUUCAUUCCACAGAUAGAAUUCCUGAGAAUCCUAGAAUAGGAAUGUUGGUUCUGAAGAUCCUGAAAGAGUUCCGGGUGCCCAAGGAGUUUGCCAUUAUUGCCCAGAAUGAUAAGUAUUCUAUGCUAGCAAGGGCAUAUGAGAUAGGGAUCUAUCUUAAGAACCAGGAAGGGUUGUGUGGUGAGAUCCUAGAGACAUACUUUGCCUUGGAUGGAUAUGUUAAGAGCUAUACUUCGAAGAUAUAUCCUCAAAUGAUCAAGUAUGUGGAAUCCCUUGGGCCACAGUUUAUAAGCUGCAUGUUUAGAAGAAUCCAGGAUCCAUCAGCCUACAACUUAUGUUCUCGCCUAUGCAAUGAUUCUCAAAAACUAAGAGGAAUAGUAUCUGGAAUGAAGGACAGGCUUGCAGAGAGGAUAUCGCAAAUAUAUUGCAGGCUGGAGGGAAACGAUUCUGUAGACAAGAGUGUAUUUGUAUAUUCUUAUAGACUUCUUAAUCUUGUUGGAUACGAAAUGAAACCUGCAGACAUUCAGGUUAUUCUUGGAAUUUAUGGGGAUAUGAAAGCCAGACCUAAGUAUAGCAUUGAGAUGAGAGGAGUGAUUAGCAAGUGCAUCAACAGGUUUUCUCCAGAGAAUCUUGAGAUGCUGUUCAAGCUGGAUCCAUGGUUUGUGUCGGUGGAUGGAAUAGAUCCGAGGCAUCUUACCAGUGGCCUCUCUUCUCAGGCUCUUCGAGGAAUUGUUCGAAGUAUUGACAAAGGAAAUAUUCUUACGCUCGAAAGGUUUGGAUCUUCACUAGGGGAAAAUGGACAUAUUUUGAUUGAGCUGUUUGUGGAACUGGGGAUCAGAUCUGAAAGUCUUAUUGGAUAUUGUAAGGAGAACUUGCACAACACAAACCUUAGGGGGCUUUUAUUGUAUUACCUGUGCACAUUUGAGCCCUUGUACAUCUACUUUGAGGUUUUGUUCAAGCUUCCAUAUGAGGAUAGGAAAUACACGCAGUAUUGCCUAGAAAGGGUUGUUGAUGCCUUUGAUCCUCUUCUCUUUGAAGAAAUAAUUCUGAUUGUACUACGGUCUGAGGUGAGGUUUAAGACAAGCUUGUGGAUUCUGUUUCCUUUGCUUUUGUCUCGCCCAAGACUUAUCACCAGAAAGAUUGCUCUUGAGCUCUUAGGGUCGGUUCAUAAGCUCCUAAGCUCUUCUGACCUGGUCCAGCAAGAAAUGGGAUUCAAGUUAUUUGGGAUUUUACAUGAUAAGUGUUCUAUAAGAGAUGGGACAAGGGCCGGAUCUGUGGACCAUUGCCAGAUGAUUAGGAAGGCAUAUACCUUUGUGUUUGUGAGGUUUAUACAUACGGACUUGAAUUUGCCUGCAGACCUUUUUGGGAGGUAUAAUCUAGAGCUUGCCUUUGAACUACUAGAAUAUUCUCCUAAGAGAUUGAAUUUCAAUAACCUGUUUGGGUUUCUUGAGGCUGAGGUAAAUAGUAAGAAGAGUGAAGAUUAUAAGAGUUGUUUCUUGAGAAGUAUUUGGACGAUUAUAGCACCUCACUUCAGGUCAAGGGCUUUGGGAAUCCAGGUUAUCAAGUAUCUUAUAGACAUGGAUAUAUGGAACUAUAAGUCUGUUUCUGAAGAACUAGGAUCUGUUUCAUAUGACUGUAAUACGCUGUAUAAUCUUCUUUGCCUACUUUGUGAUAGGGUUGGAGAAAGAGGGAGUGGAAGUGAUGGGGAUUGUGAAGACAAUAUCAUAGACAUGGAAAUAUGCUUGGAUACGAUCAAGUACUUACUCAAAGAGUACAGUAAAAAUAGAAAGGAUGAAAUCCUGGGAUAUGUGGAUAAAGGGCUUGAGAAGGUGCUCCAUGUUCUGUCUUUAUUUUCUGGAAUGAAGGAUGUUGUGUGCUCGGCAUCCAAGUUUCUUUUAGAAGCUUUUGAAGACAAGCACACGAGUGUAGAUCCCUUAGUAGGUAAGAUAAGCUUCUUUAUGUCUGAUUUUCGAGUAACUCUUGCAGAUAAGAUUGGGAUGGUGUGUCUCCUGAAUAGCAGGGGAUACGAUGCUGAGUUUCUUAGUGAGGUGCUGCUUCCUGUCUUCAGUAGUUAUCGCUAUUCUGAAGCCAAGUUUCCAGACAGUCUGCAAAAGUUCUUUAUGAAAGGUCUUUCUUCCAGAAACAAGGAUCUGAGGAGCGGGUAUCUAGAUCUAAUGAACCGGACUAUUCCUAUGAACAAGUAUCUAAGACUUCGGUGCCUUCUAGGCUUGGAGUGGAGGUACAGUACAAAUCCCGGAUAUGUCAUUGCUUCUAUGAUGAUAUCAUCAUGCUAUAAGACUGAGAUAGUUGCAGAUAAGUAUUACGGGAUUAAGCCGGAUGUUGAGGUGGAAUAUCCUUGGACCCUACAGAAGAUGAGCUCGAAGGGUAUUGUGGACAAAUGUAACGGGUUUAAGUUGAUUAUGAAUCUCCUUGAAGAUAUUGAUUUGUAUAAGUCUAGAAUAACAAGGCCUGAUCUCCUUGACAUUCUAUAUCAUUUUGAUGAUUCCAUACUGCCUAUAUUGAGUGGGAUUCUGAAGACUGUGGUGGCUGAAUUUGAUAAGGAUCAAUGCAGGAAUGUGUUUGGAAGCCUUGUUAAGUUUUGUUCGGGGAUCAAGGGAGAUGGAAAGGUUCUUGGAGCAGUUAUUAGGGGCCUUGAGACGAUCUACAAGUACAAUGACUUGUCUGAGUUGAUAGAAGUGUUCAAAGGAGGAGAUGGAUGGGCCACUCUAUUGAGAUAUGCAAACGAUAGACAAAAGGUAGAGAUAUAUAGAAAGUUGAUGAACAAUGACGAGUAUUUUGGAAUAUCUCGGUCUGUGUGCAGCUUCCCUGAAACCAUGCAGGCAUACUUUCUUCAGCAGAUAGGAAAGACAAAGGAAGCACAAUUUCUUUAUGAAGAAAUACAAAGAAAGGCGAGUGAACACAAAAUAUCUUUCAAUGAGAGUGAAUAUAAGGCAUGGCAGGACGAGUGGAUCAGAUGUGCAAGGGAACUACAGCAAUGGGAUGUGUGCUAUGAGGUGGGGAUGGAAACUGGAGACCAUUUGUUAAGUGGGGAGUCAUUGUGGCAUCUUUCCAGUUUUACAUCUCAGGAAGCGAUAGAAAAGUUCAAAGAUGUAAUUGAUAGAGGAAGGAAUGUAUUUGAAAAGGAAUUCUAUAACACAUUUGCAAGCACGUUUAUGAAGUAUUCGGCAGAAAAGAUUAAGGAUAUCUUGGCAAAGAACAUUGCAGAGCUCAGGAACUAUCCAGCAGAGAGUGGAGCAAGGUCUAGGCUCCUUACAUAUCUCCAGAUCAUAAUAGAGAUGGUUGAGGCCGAGCCCAUACUCAACGAUAGGUUAGAUGCGGCGGAAGCCCUAACAUCAAUAUUAUUCCGAUGGAAGGAUAAAGAGCCGUCGACAUAUGACUCCUUUGAGCAAUGGAGUUUGUUUAGGACAUGGAGAAGGCAUGUAUAUUCUCGAUUAGGGAUGAUUGAGAAGGUGGAUAACGAGGAGAUGAUGUUCAAGUUGUCAGGAGGGGGGUACCUAGAAGAGACGGUGGGGCCUUCUGGAGGAGGAGGGCCUACGGGAUCUAGUUUAUUUUCUCCAAAAGAAGUGGUUGAAAGCAGUAUAAAGACAAGAAAGGAGUUGGUAUCUAAAGGAGCAAGUGAAUUAGCCAAAAUAUUAAAUGCAUUUUCCAAGGCAGCCAUUGAUAGGGGAUACUAUGAUGCAGCAUUGUUUCAUCUUAAAGAAGUGUUUGACCUGAGUAGUGUUAAGGUAGGAGAUGCAUUCCAGAAAGUUGUUUAUGAGCUUCUUUGCUUUCUUGGAAAGAAGGAAUAUAAGAUAGGAGCCGACCAAUGUGUGUCAGCCAACAUCCAGCACUUCAGCGAUUCCCAGAGCUCUAUUUUGUUCAACCUAAAGGGCCUGUUCAGUGAGAAGCUUGGAAAGGUUUCUGAUGCCGAGAAGUUCUAUCUGCAAUCUGCACAGAUAUGCAAUGUGGUGGGAGAGAACUGGCUCACAUGGGGAAGCUUUCUGUUUGGCAGAGCUGACAAGGAAAGUGGAGGUCCAAAGGAGGAUGCUUUUGUUGCACUACUUCAGGCGAUAGCUUACUGUAGUGGUAGAAAAGCAAGGAGAGGGAUUCUCAAGAUGAUUCUCCUUAUGGAUAAGUAUUCUUCAUUAUGUGAUACAGAGACAUUCCAUAAAAUCCUUCAAGAAAUUGAUGUCUCGAGAUUCAUAUACUUCAUUCCCCAAUUAAUAGGAUUACUAGAAAAAGAGGAUUCUGAGCUAGCACAGGUUAUACUUUCUAAAAUAUCUGAGGAACAUCCACAAGCGGUCAUGGGGCCUCUUAAGGCAGCCAAGGAAAGAAUAAAAAGAACUCUAUAUCCUAGAAAGGAAGACACUGAAUGUAAGAUGCAAAGAUAUAAGAAGAUGGAGAACAACCAUAAUGGGAUUUCCAAGGUAAGGCCGAAUGAGCAGCUCCUUGAGAAGAGGUGCUUCUUCUUGGAAAACAUUAUGCACAUAUACAAUCGGAUAAGAAAUACCCGGGUUGGAAAGGAAUUCUGGAAGAUCCUUCAUUAUCUUCACAACUCAUUCAAUUCUCAUAUCUUCAAAGAAGAGGAACUUGUGUACCUAGAGAUUGAAAGGAUAUUUGAUAGUGCAGUGUUGCAUGUCAUGGAUGGAGUUGUUCCUUCUGGACCUGGGCAUGCUAUGCUUCUGAACGAACUGAUUUCUUGUAUUUCUCUUUCCUCUUUGAGCAAAGGAUUCAAGGAGGAGCUUAUAUCUUCGAUUCUCGGGAUGAGAUGCAUAUGCCCGCUGGAGAACAUCGAUGAAAUGGUUCGCUUCAAAAGCAAAAUACAGGAGGUUGUUGAGGAGUCUUUCUACAAGAUGGAUAAGCCUGAGGAAUCUGAAGUCAAUCUGUUGCUUUACAGGUCUUGCCAUGAGCAUAAGAUGCUUGGUCAGUACUCCGAAAUAAGAAGUAGUUACAAGAACCUUGUGAGUAUAGAGAUGUUUGAGUCAAGACAAUCGUAUGUGUAUAGAAAAAAGAUGGGGUGUAACCGAAUUCAUGUGAGAGGAAAUGAUGGGAGAGUAUAUAGAUAUGAGAUGAAGGGGUUAUUGAAGACUAGGUUCUCUGAGCUUGCUAUUCCCCAACUGUCUCUGAUGAUUAACGAAGCCAUGGGGGAGGAGCCAAAUCUGUGCAAAAGAGGAGCAGAGCUAAAGUUAGACGUUCCAUUCGUUGUUAGUGAAGUUCUCGUAAUGAAAUGGAUCAAGGAGCCUGUCUAUUAUGUAGACUCUAUACUGGAAGAAGGGCUUUGUAAAUAUAACAUAAGCAUUGACCAGUGUGUACUCCUCUAUCUCAACCAUUUUGCAUCUAUCUACGAGGUAAAAGAAAACAGCCCUGGCCACUUCGAAAGUAGAUAUGAUCUGAGUCGAGGGCUUGUUAGGAGUAAGAAGCCUGUAACUCUAGAAGACGAAUGCCCUAACAUAAGGAAGAGGGAGAAGGUUUCUAGGGACGAAGAGUCGGAUGAGAACUUCAUCAAUAAUGCUAAGGCCAGUAUUGAAAAGCAAAGAGAGAAGUAUGUUAGCAAUCUGAAACAAAACAAGGUUGAAUGUCUCGGGUGCAAUGAAAAGGGUGAAGGGAUUGCUCCAUGCACCUACAAGUAUGAGGCUUCUAAACGCCAAAAGUAUAUAGCUUACGAGAAGAUGUAUAAUACCUUUAAAGUAUGCAACUUUCUUGAUGAAUAUCUCAGGUCUAUUUACGGAUGUCUGGGAGGAUAUUUCAGAUUCAAGGAUAGACUUCUUUCGAGUUAUUCGGUGAAUAGUGCCUUUCUGUACAUGCUCUCGAUUGUGGACAGGAGGCCUAGGAAUAUUGUAAUCACCAAAGCCAGUGGACAGUUCAUGAACAAGGACAUCUGCUACGAGGACUCAGAGCUGGCAAACAGGGGGAAGGGCGGAGUUAUAGGGCCUGGAUACCAAAAGCUCUUUAGGAAGGAGGGGAUAGAAGGAGUGAUGCUGUCUAUUAUGUACUAUUAUGCAGACAUGAUGAGUAAAGAGGACUGGAGCAAGGAUUUACUGAAGGUCGUACUUGAAGGUAAGUUUAUGGACAUGACAGAUGAAGGGCUGAGAGGAAUCCAUAAGGUAAUACUAGGUAAAAUUGCAGAGAUGACUGGGAAGGGAGAAGAUGGAACUUACAAUUUGAUCCCAAUGGUUAGCGAAUGGAUGGAUGUGUUCAAGAUGGCACAGGUAGAUCCAAGGCAUAUGUCCUGGAUGUAA
Molecule: messenger RNA, 10326 nt
Organism: Encephalitozoon romaleae SJ-2008
Lineage: Eukaryota; Fungi; Microsporidia; Unikaryonidae
Product: PI3/PI4 protein kinase
Exons: 1
Coding region: 1-10326 (3441 amino acids)
Biological process (GO): regulation of DNA-templated transcription; DNA repair
Cellular component (GO): NuA4 histone acetyltransferase complex; nucleus; SAGA complex
Molecular function (GO): protein binding; transcription coregulator activity
Source: RefSeq, a predicted model, not a curated record